Molecule: messenger RNA, 1098 nt
Organism: Lodderomyces margitis
Lineage: Eukaryota; Fungi; Ascomycota; Pichiomycetes; Serinales; Debaryomycetaceae
Exons: 1
Coding region: 1-1098 (365 amino acids)
Biological process (GO): inositol catabolic process
Cellular component (GO): cytoplasm
Molecular function (GO): iron ion binding; inositol oxygenase activity
Source: RefSeq, a predicted model, not a curated record
AUGUCACGAAUAUCCAAAAAUAGUAACUCAGCAACAUCAACACAGCAGCAUGCAAAGCCCAUAUCUGAAAAACGACAGGGUCAGCUCUUGGAACAUAUAGACGAUGAGGUGCUCAAUGUUAAUGUUCUACGAAACAAUAUGAAAACACAAGCCACAGAAGCAGCAGCAGCAGCUUCCAACCACACCUCUUUAGAAACAUCACUGCCAAUAAAAGAAACGAUCGUACCUUCAAUAGAAGAAGAAAUAUCACUACAAGAGAAGUCCGAUCAAUUAGCCGAUGAAAACUGGCAUAUUGCCACUGAAUACUAUAAAAACAUCGACACCAAAGCAUUCCGUCAAUACGAACUAGCAUGUGACCGUGUCAAAUCAUUCUACGAAGAACAACAUGCGAAACAAACUGUGGCAUAUAAUAUUCAAGCGAGGAUAAAUUUCAAGACAAAGACACGAGACACCAUGACGGUUUGGCAAGCUUUGGAGAAACUAAACAAGCUAUUAGAUGAAAGUGACCCUGACACUGAGCUUUCGCAGAUCCUGCAUGCUAUUCAAACAGCAGAAGCUAUCCGGCGUGAUGGGAAACCACGCUGGUUCCAACUAGUUGGAUUGAUUCAUGAUUUGGGCAAAUUGCUCUAUUUCUAUGACUCCAGGGGACAGUGGGAUGUUGUUGGUGAUACUUUCCCCGUGGGGUGCAAAUUUUCCAAACGUAUCAUUUUCCCCGAUAGUUUUAAAGCCAACCCUGAUUUCCUCAAUCCGUUGUACAAUACAAAGUACGGCAUAUAUUCAAAACACUGUGGAUUGGAUAAAGUGAUGUUGAGUUGGGGCCAUGACGAAUAUAUGUUUCAUAUCGCCAAAAAGCACUCGACAUUGCCGAAAGAAGGAUUAGCCAUGAUUCGAUACCAUUCUUUUUACCCCUGGCAUCAAGAGUUGGCGUAUACGUAUCUUAUGAAUGAUCACGAUAAGGAAAUGUUACGAGCCGUCAAGGCGUUUAAUCAGUAUGAUUUGUAUUCGAAAAUUGAUCAAGAGUAUGAUAUCGACGAGUUGAAGCCAUACUACCUCAACUUGAUUGACGAGUUUUUCCCUGAAAAAGUAAUUGAUUUUUAA